UGAGGCAAGCGACGGGACUUUUCAGGUAUUAAUCUACACCUCCCUCUUGCUGCGUUCUCUCUAGCCGCCAGUUGAAUGUGGCCGCGGGUGCAAGUAGAGGUCUAUGGGGCUACCAUUGACUGGGACUUGGAGCCCCCUGAACUCAUAGAGGGGGAUCAGGUGGAGCUCACGAUCCCCAGGCGCAACAUUCGACACGUUGACGGUCAGUUUGCGUGGAGGUCCAUCAUCUUGUCCGAGGACGUGUGGCUUUGGACGUAUAGAGAACACCGGUCGGGGCAAGGAGUGGGCGUAGUGAGAGCCUACUUGUAUUUGGGACCGGGUGCGGUCAAGGAGGCCGUGGUGGGCCUCGCGACGAUAGGGACUAGUGGCACAGUUAGCAGGGCGUUACGCUACUUAGGGGAAGAGGUAGCUGCCUUCCGAGCGGAGGACUCGAGCGACCCGUUGACCCUAUUUCACGGACGCCCUCCUCUUGAUAUCACGGGCGACCUGGUGGUAGCACGGGACGGGUUUUUCCCGUACAGCGUUAGGAGCCUGCGGGCGAUAGUUCCGACGUUCGUAGUAGAGAGCGUCUUUGGAGGUAUUGGUAAAGUGGUCGAGACAUACCUGGCCUAUCAGGAUCUCAAGAUCCUGGCGAGAAGGCCUGCCGACCUAGACUACAUCUAUUAUUCGCUCGCAACCGGUGGGCCUCGUUGGGGAGACGAGAGGGUUCAGCUUAUAGAGCUGAUCCGCUCGAUAGACGACGAGUGGCCCCAGUCUCCAUACGUUUGGGAUUGGCUAGACCUUGAGCUCCGAGCAGGCCCCGAGUACGUGACUUGCAUCGGGCGACUCUUCUCAGACGACUGGGAGAGCUGGUGGGAUGAGGACGCCGGGCGACCUCUGAUAUACGGCCAUCAGUUGGCGGAAUACUACCAGGGUAUAGGACAGGCGCCAUACCGCGUCGAGGACGAGUUUGACGACGAGGGUUGGGAGCGAGAGGACGACGAGGACGCCUGGGAGCCAGACUGGGUCGACCCAGAGAGUGAGGUUGACGAGGAGGAGAUUGACGAGGAUAACAAGUAUCCUAUCAAGAACCUUGAAACAAUGACUCAAGAUGAAGAUGAGAGCGUACGGGCGUUUGGGAUGCGUUUCCAGAAGAUCUCUGACGUGCUGAUGAAGAAGGGGAAGAUCUCAGAGGUCGAGCGUUGUACUAUCUUCAUCGGACACUUGUCCWARGGUAGGCAAAAGAGUAUACUUAGAGAUCUUCCGCGCGACAGGCUUGAUUUCCCAGAAGUCCUAAAGCUCGCGAUAAAGGCAGAGGCAGACGAUUACAAGGAUUUGGUGUGGAGAGGGAUGAGGAGACGUGACUUCUCUCUGUACAAGGAGUAUGCCACGGAUAGAUGUCCUCAUUUCAAGGACUAUCCCUGGUCGGAGAAGAAUAAGGCCGUGGCUGAGGAAGUGAAGGAGAUACAGGACAUGGUGAAGGGAUUGACGAAACAGGUUACAGAGAUUGUGACCACUACAGGGGCCACGGCCGACUGGGACAAACCUGGAGGGCCCUAUUCACUUCGCUGGGACCGUAGGAACAACGAUUCCUGGAGGAGUGUCGAGGAUAGAAAUCCUCGGACGCUGACUGAUUAUCGUACGAGGGGAAGAGAGAGAGACGAUGAGCCAUGGCGACGUAGGGAUGAUGAGAUAGACCGAGACCGCAGAAAUCGCGAGCCGUUUGCGCGAGCAAGGAGGCUGGAUGAUUACCCGCGAAACCCUCGCUAUGAGGCCGAUCGGGGUAGAGGCGACUCUCGCGGCCGAUGGGAGACAGAUCAGGGCAGACGAUAUGGAUAUAGGGACGACAGAUACGAGAGAUCGGACCGAGAUGGAUAUAGGGACGAAAGAUACGAGAGAUCGGACCGAGAUGGAUAUAGGGACGACAUAUAUGAGAGGUCGGGUCGAGAUGGCUACAGAGGUGGAGAUGCGAGAGAGCAGCGCGACGAGUUGCGGGGGUGGUACAACCGAGGGGACCGACGCGAUGAGUCACGAGGGCGAUAUGACUCGCUGGACUGUCGGAAUGAUUCGCGAGGGCGGUAUGAGCAAGGAGGGUCUGGAGGAGACCGCCGCAACGAUUCACGUGGUCGGAAUGAGAGAGGGGGAUAUGACGUCUCAUCAGAACCAUAUCCCAAGUCACAUGACCCCAAGGCAGCCAGGAGUUCGAUCUCUAGAAGCGCAGACGACAGACCAUCUACUCCCAGGAACUCAUGCGUCUACUGUAGAGGAGAAGACCAUAUCAAGAGGGAUUGCCCGGACCUCAAACGGACAAUAGAUGAGGAACUUGUCGUGCGUGACAACCGCAAGUACGUCAAGUGGGCAGAUGGUCUGGGAGAUGUAUCGAUAUUCCCUUCGAUGAAGGAGAAUGUCGAAGGAAGGAGAGUAAAGCCGAGUAAAGAAAAGGAGUCGGUCAGGAGCCAGAGCAUCAAGAUAACCUUUGAGGGGGAUAUGGCGACCACACCCAUAAGGGUGGCAGCCACCAAGUCGGCGAGAGGGUCUACAUCGAAGAAGACUAACACGGAUUACGUGAUGGCGGAGAAGGACGGGCAGCGGGUCGAYGGAGAGGAGGUUAUCCUUUCGCCGCGAAAGCGGGGAGUGAAGAAGUUCUUAAUGAAGAGUUCGCUGGACGAGAUUGACACGGUCGAGCCACUGAGGCGGGCCCUUCGGCAACCCGUGCAGUGCUCUAUUCUGGAGUACCUGGCGGCAUCGAAGCCGGCUCGUGAUGAUCAGGCUGUUAUCAUAGACGAGGAUCUGGCAGUACAGGUUGGACUGGGCCUCGAUAGGUCAUACCUAUUCGAGGUAGAGACGGCUGAUGGGAGAAAGCAACAGAUCACUGGGCUUUGUCACAAGGCAACCAUAGAGGUCCAAGGGGUACGAGUGACCCUGCCUGUCUUUGCAGUCAAGAACUGCAGCUCCGAUCUGCUCUUGGGUCGAACGUGGCUGAGCCACGUGCAUGCGGUGACGAUAGGGCGACCUGAUGGGAGCCAAACUUUGUCCAUUAAGAAGCCAGACGGGACGCGGGUAAUGAUUGAGACAGUGGAGCCUCGGGACCCGAGGAACAGAGCAGCUCUCGCUGUGGGUGCGAGACCCAGUAAUCAGAUUAAGUCGUUACCUAUCUCCGGCCGCGCGGUGCGAUUUCGCGAGAAGAGAUAUGGACCACUGCUCACAGAGGAAGAAGGUCGGAUCGUGGAGGUGGAAGAUUUAGGGAGUCGGCUAAUAGUGGACGGCAACUCGUACCCAAAGGAAAAAGAUGAGGAAUUUGGCGRUGUGGUAUCYGUGUYUUUUUUAAGGSCACGGCCCCCUAUGGGGGGCUACCCAAGCGACACAAGCGAGUAGCUCACAAAGUUAAGCCAGCGGCGGUGGGCCGCGAGGGAUCUGCACUGGAAGGGAUAUCGGAAGAAAAGAUCGCGAAAGAAAUUAAAGAAAGAAAGAGAAAGGAGCCGCAACGCCUAACGGAAGAGAGGAUAGCAGGGAUGGACUUCGGAGAUGGGAAUUUGACCCGACAAGAGCGAGAACAUGUGAUAGAAAUCCUGAAGACAUGUGAUAAAGCCAUAGCUUUUAG
Chara braunii is the source of this 3580-nucleotide messenger RNA. The record is from the annotation of a GenBank genome assembly. NCBI's taxonomy places the organism in Eukaryota, Viridiplantae, Streptophyta, Charophyceae, Charales, Characeae.